Molecule: messenger RNA, 5277 nt
Organism: Corvus hawaiiensis (hawaiian crow)
Lineage: Eukaryota; Metazoa; Chordata; Aves; Passeriformes; Corvidae
Gene: SH3BGRL2
Product: SH3 domain binding glutamate rich protein like 2
Exons: 4
Coding region: 262-1032 (256 amino acids)
Cellular component (GO): cytoplasm
Source: RefSeq, a predicted model, not a curated record
CUUGCCUUGAAAGGAAUGCCGGUCCAGAACGGCUUCAUUUUCCAACCCUUUGCCGCAGUAAGCAGCGACCAAGGGGCCAGACCCGGACCGAGCGGAUCAGAUCUGGCGGCUCCGCAUGGGGUGGGAGGACCAGGAGCAGCCUGAACUGGGAGCGAGGAAGUGGCGGGGGUGGGGAGCAAUUUCAGGCGUUGUUCACUUCGGCCCGUGGACAGCGCACCUGGAGGGCGGCACAAGCCCCUCUCAGCCUCUCCAAGACGCACGAUGGCACCGGGCAGUCCCGGGCGCUGGGGCACGGCAGCUGGGGCGGGCAGGCUACCGCAUGCCUCCAUUUCCCCAGCAGCCGGGGGCGGACAGGCUCCCUCCUGGCUCCGUCCUACGGCUGUCCCCGCCCGGGGAGGACUACAGCGCCCAUCGGUCCCUGCGCGCCGCCCACACACUCUCGCCUCUCACCCCUAUCGCUGCCUCCUGCCAGCCGGUAGCCGGACCCGGCUCGGCGAGAGGGGCUGCGCUCGCCGGGCAGGGCCGGGCCGGGCCGGGCAGGGCAGGGCAGGGCAGGGGUGCUGCGGGAGGGCGGCGGCCAUCCUCGGGGGCGGCGGCGGGGUGGAGCCGGGCGGCCCCGGCCCCGUCCCGUGCGGGGGAGCGGCUCCUCGCAGCCUCGCUGCCGCCGUCCCGACCGCUCCUGUCUCCGCGGCUCAUGAGGUGAAGAUGGUGAUCCGCGUCUUCGUCGCCUCCUCCUCGGGCUCGGUGGCGAUAAAGAAGAGGCAGCAGGAUGUGGUGAGGUUUCUGGAAGCCAAUCGCAUAGAGUUCGAAGAAGUGGAUAUCACCAUGUCAGAGGAGAAGAGACAAUGGAUGUAUAAAAAUAUUCCUGAGGACAGGCAGCCUGCGCAAGGCAACCCACUGCCACCACAGAUAUUCAGUGAUGAUCGGUACUGUGGGGAUUACGAUGGUUUUUUUGAAUCAAAGGAGAGCAACACUGUGUUCUCCUUUCUUGGACUGAAACCAACUUUGGCAUCAAAGGAGUCAGAACCCUAGAAAGCCCACAUGAAGUAUCAACAAGCACAUUCCUGAAUGAAUGACUCCGUUCUUCAGCACAUAACAGCUUCCCUAAUGGAUCACUGUGAUAGAGCAAACAUGUAUCAUUAGUAGUAGUCUGCUUGCCAUGAGAUGGUGCUCUCCAAUAAUGUGGAGCUAAAAACACUCAUAUGAAAUAGGAUUAAGGCUGGGCUACUCAUCUUCCUUUGUAAAAAUGCUCACUGUUGAUGUUUCACUUCUGUCUUUGGAUUGCUUUUGCAACUGGCCCUGAUAUUCUAACAGACACGUAUGUUUGAGAAUGAGUGGAAGUGUAGGGCUUCUAUCACUCAUGGGUAUACUUAUAUAGUCAUAUUCCUUACCUUUUUUAAUUUUUCCCACUACUGUAGUUCAAAUUAGCUCAUCAUGAUAGUUAAAGUGCUGGUGGUUGUUAUGAUGUUUGGGCUGGCUAUGACCCAGAAGAUAGAAAGUAUCAAUCUUGAGAUCUCAGUCUAAGCCAAAAACUGCUGUAUUUUUGCUCUACAUUUAUUUACUGUGGUGCUUAUUCUAGAUCAUGGUUAUUUUAAGAGACAUGGGCUGCUAAUCUUGUUAAUGAAGACUUGAUUUGUCUAAUGAUGCACAUUGCAACUGACUGUUUAAAACAAGUUGCUAUCAUGAAGGAGGUGCCAAAGUGAAAUAUUUUGACAUGUUUCCAAAUGCAGGUGAAAUGUUCAGUAAAAUACUUGGUGGUACUGGGGAGUUCUGAAGAACUAAAGGGGUCUCAUAGCUAAUGAUAAUAUGAAGUUCUCUCUUAACUGAGAAAGUCUUAACACCCAGUGUUGGAGCUCUAGAGUUGGACUGUCUUAAAAUGAAAUUUUGCCAAAACCUUCAGUUUACCUUCGAUAGCACACAGCUCUACCACAAGCCACAUGAGAGUCAGGGGGAUGCUUUGAGAGCCAGGUUUUAGUCCCAUGAUGGUUAAACACUCCACUGUGGUUCAAGAGCAUGCCUAACCUGCCUAUCUGUUGUCCCGGUUGUAUCCCCAGAUGUGGUCAUGUGGAGGUGCCUCCAAGACAGUGAGAAAGGUGAGUGUGUGCUUUGCUGAGUGAGGCCACAGGGGUUGCUCAGCUGAGCAACAGGAGCCCAGUAAAGGAGGUAGAGAUUAUUCCAGUGGGACUGCUUUGAUCCACAUAGCAGAACUUAGGCCCAUGAAUUGCCAAUAACCAUUACAAGAUGCAUUCUAGACAGAAGUAAAAUUGCAUCACGCAUUUCGAAUCAAGUCUGGCUACAUAAAUAACACCUACCCUGUAAUGUAGCUUUUACUCAAGGGAUUUCAUACUGGCAAGGUAGUGCCAUCACAGUCAAUGUCCUUAUGUAUUUGGGUGAAUGAAAGACAACCCUGUGUGGAAAAGCUUCUUUGCAAUCACAGCAUCACUCAGACCAUGUGGUUUGAAGGAAGCCAGACUUGUAAAAAAUGUCAGAAAGCAACACUACCACAACAGAAGCAACACUGUGAAAAAAAAUCACCUGUUCUGUUGACAUCAGUAACCAUGGCAUACUAGACAUGUCAGCUGGAAGGGACAACUGAAGGUCAUCUGGUCCAGCACUGUCAAAAUCAGGCUUAAGAACCACACUAGCUUGGAUCAGAUAUGGGUUGGUCUAGCAGAGCAUUAAGAAUAUCCAGAGAUGAAGAUCUCAUAACUCUCUAGGUAAUCUGUGACAUUGCUGCAGUGCUUUCCUAGUGAAAACUUUAUUUUUUGAAGUCCAGCUUUGACUCCUAGGCUUUAAUUUGAGGCUGCUGCCUUUGCUUUGUGUUUUUCUGGCACUCUCAAGAACAGAUUGGCACCAUUCUUUCUUUAAUGGCCUCAAGAUAGUUGAAAGCUACCACUGGAUCACCUCUUAGCCUUCUUCUUACCUGACUGAACAAACCUGGCUCCUCAGUUCAUCUAAAGGGCUGGAUGGAGCAAGAGCACACACAGAUUUGAAGUCCAUGGUUGUAUUUACUGGUCCAAAUCUUUGCCAGAGCACCUUCUCUAAAGGAAUCCUGAAUGGGCAUUGAUAUAUGUACGUGCAUUUUUAAGAAUUAUGUUGUCUGUGCUAAGGUACUGUGACAUUCUUGUAACCAAUCCCAUAUUUUCAUGAGACUUGAACUAUAGGAAGGGAAUAUGACAUGAGGUGUAAUUAUACAUUGUUAACUUCACCAAGUUCAAUAUAACUAUUCUUAAAAAAAAAAGUAUUUAACUUUGUAAAUGAAUACAGAUAUAAAUUUAUGUAAUUUUGCAGUUGAUUACAGAGAAGCCAUCCUGGAUUUAUCAUGUACUUGAUACAUUGUAAACUUUGAGAACUGCCUGAAGUCCCAGGUUUGAAAAACUUACUGAAGUGUGUAAGCAUAUGCACAUGAGUAAUCCUGGGUGAAAUCCCAGGCUUACUGAUGUGAAAGGAAAAACCACACUGAUUUCUCCAGGGGUGAAAUCAGUUUCACAAACCUCCUUUGGAAUUUUGAUAAUUGUAGAAUAGAAGGCUCUCAUUUAGUGGAGAGUUAGUCUUGUUUCAGCUGUUAAGUAAACCUGGCUUAUUUUGGAGCACACGUGUGGGUGUAAUCAGUUGUAUGAAGGGCAACACUAGCUCCAAAGAUAUCCUGCUUGCUUGUAUGGAUUGGCAGUGUAAGUCCCUUAGAAUAUGUGCUUUUGAAUUAUAAAUGGCUAGUUUAAAAAAAAAAAAAAAAAAAAGAAGUAUAUAUAUUUGGAUGUGAAUUUUAUCUGUUGUACAACAGCCUUAUUUUUGUAACUAAAGCAAGUAGACUUCUAGUUUGUUAUGUGAGAUGGUCUGGAAUUUUUUAAAUCAGUUUUGUAGUAAAGAAAUGUAACUAUCAGGUAACUGAAAAGGUCUGGGGAAACUAGAGACAUUUAUUGAAAGAAAUAGGAAAUCCUUAAUUCUGUUUAAAAUUUUGACAUACAAAGUUAUGCUUAAGAACCAAAUGAUCCCAAUGUCUAGCUAACUACCCCACUUUUUAAAAUGGAGAGCAGUGUGAGUGAAACUGUUAAUCUUUGUACCUAGCUAAAGUUGCUGUGUGGGCUGACAUGCACAUGCACAUUCACUGUAUCAGUGGCUUUGAUAGAGGUAUUUUUGUUUGUGCCACACACUACUGGAUAGUGCCUUGCCAGAAAAAGGACUGUUUCUGUAGGGUCUUCUUAGAUGUGCUUAAACUUUGAACUGAGAAAGGGGUAGUUUCUAUAUUGCUAUUUUUUUAAUAACACAGUAAAUUUAUUUUGAGGCCUGAGUCAAAAGGCACGUGCUUUGUAAGACUGAAACAGUUUUUGAUGAGUCUUCUGAACUCUUGGUUUUUCCUAGGUGACUUUCUUUUUUUUUCCUUUUUGUUGACUAUUUAGAACCAAACCUUCCAAGGGACGUGAACCUGGACUAAAGCCCAUAAGUUUACACUUACUUUAAGAUAAGAUAAGUAUCUGAUUCUAAUGUUGAGCAGCCCAACUCAACUGAAGUGAAGAGUAGCUGCCAAGCUUUCAGUGGAUUUCUUGGUUGUCCCUCCCUGUCCUUUUCCAUCAUCAGGCCAUUUAUUUGAGGUGUCCUAUUCAAGCAAUACCAUGGUUCAGAAGCAGGACCCUGAAAUGGCCUUGUGGCCCUUCACAGGAGUGCAAGAGUGGAGUGAUCACCAAGAAAAUGCCAAGUCUCAUUAAUCUUCGGUGACUUAUUCACUGAUUUCACUAGGUCUUGGCAUGAAUGGGAGGAGGAUGGAACCCCAUAUGUUCACCCUGCACAGAGAGCAGGAGUGGAAGACCCAGUGCAGAAUGGCCCACGGCUUGUUCUGGCACCCUGAGCAGUGGCUCUCACAGGGGCCCUUGGCUGGCAGUGCCAUGUGUGACACCACCCAGCACUGCUUUCCAGGACUCCAGCUGCAUCAUGGCCUAUGCUUCACCCUCCUGCUCCCUAAGGAAUUUGGGAGGGAGAACAGAGAACAUCAUCUUGAGAGCAGUCCUUCAGCCAGGGCAGAUCCAGCUUACUCCCUUCUUCCUAAUCUUUCUCUCCUCCUCAUGUGUGUCAUCCUGUCCUGUGUAGACCUGCCUGUGUGCACAGCUUCCACUCCCGGCCACCUGUAACACCCCUGGGAGGUCACAAAUGCAGAGCUGCUGUUCCCCCUCACAGCAUCAAUGUUCUGUAACUCGGUAGGGGAGGGAGCAUGUUGCAUCCUAGGUCAUGUACACAUUAUGUAUUAAACUGUGUUCAUCUAAUAAAAAAUUGUAAUUCAGAAAA